AUGAAGACGACAACCCUCCUUGCCGGCGCCCUUCUGGGCCGCUACGUGUCAGCUCAGACCGUAGGUGCCUGGGGUCAAUGCGGAGGUACCGCCACGACUACGACCUCUUCUACGUUGAUAACCACAACCUCCCGGACAACUUCGUCCACAACUUCGUCCACUUCGAAAACGACUUCAAGUAAGACUACUACUACUUCAGCUCCGACGUCUACCGGCUUUUCUAAAGUCAAUGGUCUCAACUUUACCAUCGAUGGAGAAACAAAUUACUAUGUGGGAACGAACACCUACUGGCUUGCCUUCUUGAGCAAUAACAGUGAUGUCGACCUCGUCCUCAGCGACAUUGCAUCAUCUGGUAUGAAGAUUCUCCGCGUCUGGGGUUUCAACGACGUCAACACUGUGCCCUCAGCUGGAACUGUUUACUUUCAACUUCUUGCGAACGGCACAGCAACAAUCAACACAGGUGCUGAUGGUCUUGAGAAGCUGGACUACGUUGUGAGCUCGGCUGAAGCUCAUGGAAUCAAAUUGAUUAUUCCUUUUGUCAACAACUGGAGUGACUAUGGAGGAAUGGCAGCAUAUGUUACCGCGUUUGGAGGUUCGCAGACGACUUGGUACACUAACACCGCGGCUCAGGCGGCAUACCAAGCGUACAUCAAGGCCGUUGUCAGUCGGUAUAGCUCAUCGCCAGCUAUUUUUGCAUGGGAACUUGGCAAUGAGCCACGGUGUAAUGGAUGCAAUACAUCGGUCAUUACUAACUGGGCGGAAACUACCAGUGCCUACAUUAAAUCCCUAGAUUCAAACCACAUGGUCACUACUGGCAUUGAGGGAUUCGGUCUUGAUGCCGGAUCGGACGGUUCAUAUCCCUACACGUAUAGUGAGGGAACAAACUUUACAGCGCUCCUUUCCGUUCCUGACAUCGACUUUGGCACUAUUCACUUGUACCCUGAUAGUUGGGGCGAAGCUUUGAGCUGGGGCAGCAGCUGGGUCUCAACCCACGGAGCGGCCUGUGCAUCCAUCGGCAAGCCAUGCAUUCUCGAAGAAUUCGGAACAACAAGCAACCAAUGCGCGAACGAGGCGCCGUGGCAGGCCACUGCUCUUGAUACCAAGGGUAUAGGGGCCGAUAUGUUCUGGCAGUACGGAGAUACUUUGAGUACAGGACAGUCGCCGAAUGAUGGCAACACGAUCUACUAUGGCACAUCGACGUUUACGUGCAUCGUGACAGACCAUAUUGCCGCAAUUUAA
This is a messenger RNA of Talaromyces amestolkiae, 1239 nucleotides long. RefSeq lists its product as uncharacterized. Lineage: Eukaryota; Fungi; Ascomycota; Eurotiomycetes; Eurotiales; Trichocomaceae. The transcript has 4 exons. The record is from RefSeq and is a predicted model, not a curated record. Bases 1 to 1239 code for a protein of 412 amino acids. Gene Ontology annotation, molecular function: hydrolase activity, hydrolyzing O-glycosyl compounds.